AGAACGCAAUCGAAGCAAAAAGACGUGGGUCAAGCCGUAACUAUAGCCACGGCCAAUCGAAGUCUGAUUGGCUUUGUGUUGUGUUUGUCGGUCGUUUGGUGAUAGAUAGACUUUUGUUUGGAGUUGGAAGUUUGGACCACCGCUUGAACUCCGGAAAGACAAAAUGUUGUCAAGUCUUCUCAAGGAACAUCAGCAGCGCCAGCACCUCCGUAGGGAAGAGCAAGAAAAGAAGAAAAAAGAUGCCACAGCCGCUGCUAACGCGCUCACAUCUGCCAUGGUCGAUCACCUUAACGUUGGCGUAGCCCAAGCGUACUUGAACCAAAAAAAGCUUGACGCAGAGACGAAGCAGCUUCACACAAACGCCAACAACUUUGCAAAGCAAACUACGCAGUGGUUGCACUUGAUAGACAAUUUCAACCAUGCCUUGAAGGAGCUCGGUGAUGUCGAAAACUGGGCAAAGAGCAUCGAAGCUGACAUGAGAACUGUAUCGAGUGCACUGGAAUAUGCUUAUAAAGUGGGGCAAGAUGCAACAUGACAGAAACAGCUGCAAUGAAAAAGCGCAGAGCAUCAAUAUUUAUAUAAAUGAUAUGAAUAUUUUAUCCAGUUGAUUGUAUUAAUUCCUGGGGAGUAUAUGAAACUCCUACAUUACUAUAAAUGUCAACAACAUAUGGA
Messenger RNA from Ornithodoros turicata, 672 nucleotides. It is a transcript of the gene Blos1, whose product is annotated as biogenesis of lysosome-related organelles complex 1 subunit 1-like. Gene Ontology annotation, cellular component: BLOC-1 complex. Gene Ontology annotation, biological process: endosomal transport. The transcript is spliced from 5 exons. The record is from RefSeq and is a predicted model, not a curated record. NCBI's taxonomy places the organism in Eukaryota, Metazoa, Arthropoda, Arachnida, Ixodida, Argasidae. The coding region runs from base 164 to 535 and encodes 123 amino acids.